GUAGAUUGUGCAGCAGUUACACCUUGAUCGUAGGCCCGGGCGGUCGUGUCAGACGCGGGCGUGAUCAAAUAUUUUGUGCGGGUAUUUUUUUUUUGUAAUUUUAUUUUCAGUAAUUGUUUGGGAAAUUCAUUAUUCUUUUCUUGUCUGUGUUCGAAAAAUUGGAUGCGCUAACAUGGCAGCCGCUCUAAAACGCGUGGCCUCAUUGACAAGAACAUUGACAGCGUCUCGGUCAACGUUGUCAUGUCACACCUCCAAAAGUUAUUUCACCUAUUCACCUGAACCUGGUAUGCCAAUACCCGACAAACAGCCCAUUUGGACUAAAACCGCAGAUGAAGCGUUCCAAAAAGCCUGCGUACGAUCAGAUGACCUUGUGUUUGCUCAGGGUGCAGCAGCAACGCCAUUGGAGCUAUUGAGGGCUCUAACGGAUUAUGGAGUCAGUCAAAACCUGGAAAAUGUCAAGAUAGUUCACAUGCAUCUCGAGGGCGAAGCACCCUUUGCUAAACCAGAAGUUGCAAAACAUUUCAGAUCCAUGAGUGUUUUUAUGGGAGGAAAUGUUCGCGCAGCUGUCAACGAGGGUAGAGCUGACAGCAUUCCCAUCUUCCUUCAUGAAAUCCCAAAGCUUUUUAAGGAGAAAAUUUUGCAGCCACGAGUCGCUCUUAUUCAAGUCAGUGCCCCCGAUAUUCGUGGUUAUUGCUCUCUUGGUACAAGUGUAGAUUCCGUACGAUCAGCUUUGGUUAAUGCUGAAAUCAUUAUCGCGCAAGUAAACACGCACAUGCCACGGACUUUUGGCGAUGCUCUUAUCCACCAAAGCCACUUUGACUAUGCAGUUGAACACAACGUGGAGUUGCCUGUGCAUGGAGGCAAACCACCAACCAAAGUAGAGUCUCAAAUCGGUCAGCUGAUUGCGGAUAAUCUUGUUGCGGAUGGAGCCACACUGCAAAUGGGUAUAGGUAGUAUUCCUGACGCUGUUCUCUCAGCUCUUGGGGGUCAUAAAGACCUAGGAGUGCACAGCGAAAUGUUCAGUGACGGUGUAGUCGAUCUAGUCAACAAGGGAUGUAUUACAAACAACAAAAAAACAAGACACCAGGGUCGUAUUGUCGGAUCCUUCUGUGUUGGCACUAAAAAACUUUAUGAUUUCAUGCAUAAUAAUCCAUUCAUUGAAAUGUUGGUGGUCGAUUAUGUAAACGAUCCUCACAUAAUAUCGCUUCAGCCCAGAAUGACCGCUAUCAAUUCUUGCAUCGAGGUUGAUAUUACCGGGCAAAUAUGCUCGGACAGUAUCGGGACCAGGAUGUAUUCCGGCUUCGGAGGACAAGUCGAUUUUAUUCGUGGAGCUGCAAUGGGCAAAGAUGGCCAUGGCAAAGCCAUCAUUGCUUUACCAUCGGUCACAAAUAAAGGAGUCAGUAAAAUUCAGCCUGUACUCAAACUAGGUGCUGGUGUUGUAACGUCUAGAGCACACGUUCGUUACGUGGUAACCGAGCAAGGAAUCGCCAGUCUAUUCGGGAAGACUUUGCGGCAGCGGGCGCAUGCUUUGAUCAACAUCGCUCAUCCCGACCACAGAGAGUCUUUAGAAAAAUCAGCGUUCGAACGUUUAAAGUGCAUGCCGUGCCCAUAAGCAGCGGUGCACUUUUGUCACUCCAGUCUAUAAAUUAAUAUGAUAUUCGUUCCUUUUACACUGAGCUUCGUUCGCCACACUAAGAUGCGGCAACUAACGAUCAUAUUUUUUCAAACAAUCGCUCACUAUUAUCAUUUAGAUCUUGAUAGUAUACCUUAUUAUUUAGGGCCCGAGUGAUUUCACUCGAGAAUUUUAAAUCAGCUAAGUGAGCUGUUCGAUCCCGACUGAGUGCCCGUGAUUGCCAUGCAUUUGUCUCAAUUCGCCCCAUCUUCUGGUAAUACCCAGAAAUAUCUGAUUCCUCGCGGAGUGGUAUCGGACGAUCGAUUAUCCUGAAAUUAAGCAGUGGUGUUUCAACCACACUAGCUUGAUCUUAUUUUUCAGGGUUGCUGUUGCAGUUAUCAAAGUGAAAAUGUUGGGAAACACUUUAUACAUGGAACAAAAUAAAUGUUGAUGUGUAAUCAUUUUGCACAGAUAAUAAACAUCUACCGACAGCAA
This is a messenger RNA of Athalia rosae (coleseed sawfly), 2107 nucleotides long. RefSeq names its product 4-hydroxybutyrate coenzyme A transferase. Gene Ontology annotation, cellular component: mitochondrion. Lineage: Eukaryota; Metazoa; Arthropoda; Insecta; Hymenoptera; Athaliidae. The transcript has 6 exons. The coding region runs from base 173 to 1612 and encodes 479 amino acids. Gene Ontology annotation, biological process: acetate metabolic process. Gene Ontology annotation, molecular function: acetate CoA-transferase activity. The record is from RefSeq and is a predicted model, not a curated record.